CAAUGGGGUAUAAAAGGUGAAGGUCCAGGGUCCAGAAAAAAAAGAAGCUAGAAGAAGAAUAAUUAUCUUCUUCAAAAUAAAAUUAAAAAAAAAAUAAAAAAAGGAAGCAGAUAGGAAAGGGUUGAAUCCAAAAAAAAAAAAAUGGCAUUUCUUGACGUACGGAAAAAAAUAAUGGGUAGGGUUUGGACUUGGACGAUGGCACUGAUGCUUUGCCUGAUGGCAGCAUCGGUUAGGAGCGAGGACCCUUAUAUUUACUACACAUGGAAAGUGACAUAUGGUACCAUUGCCCCUAUGGGUGUUCCCCAGCAGGGUAUCCUCAUCAAUGGCCAUUUCCCCGGCCCUGAAAUCAACUCCACCAGCAACAACAAUGUUGUCAUCAAUGUCUUCAACAACCUCGACGAGCCCCUCUUGUUCACAUGGCAUGGUGUCCAACACAGGAAGAACUCCUGGCAAGAUGGUACAUUGGGUGUCCAGUGCCCCAUUGCCCCAGGAACCAAUUAUACCUAUCACUUUCAGGUUAAGGAUCAAAUUGGAACUUACUUCUACUACCCGACCACCGGCUUGCAACGCGCAAUCGGUGGAUUCGGGGGUUUGAGGAUCUUCAGUCGUCUGUUGAUUCCAGUGCCCUAUGCCGAUCCCGCCGAUGAGUAUUGGGUGCUCAUCGGCGACUGGUUCGGCAAGAGCCACACUGCCUUGAAACAGAAGUUGGAUAGCGGGCGCAGCAUCGGCAGGCCCGUUGGGGUCCACAUUAACGGCAAGAAUGGUGGGCUUGAGCCCCUUUACACCAUGGAGCCCGGGAAGACUUACAAGUACAGAAUCUGCAAUGUUGGGCUCAAAGACUCCCUCAACUUCAGGAUCCAAGGCCACCCCUUGAAGCUCGUUGAGACCGAAGGGUCCCACGUGGUUCAAAACAACUACGACUCCCUCGACGUCCACGUCGGACAGUGCUACACUGUCCUCGUGACCGCCGACCAGGAGCCCAAGGACUACUUCAUGGUCGCCUCCACGCGCUUCACGAAGAAGGUUCUCACCGCCACGCGCGUGAUUCGUUACUCGAAUGGCGUGGGGCCCGCAUCCGGCGGGCUUCCACCCGCACCCCAAGGCUGGGCUUGGUCUAUUAACCAAUUCCGCUCCUUCCGUUGGAACCUAACCGCUAGUGCUGCCAGGCCCAACCCUCAGGGCUCAUACCACUACGGUCAAAUUAACAUCACCCGCACCAUCAAGUUGGUCAACACCGUUAGCAGGGCCAACGGCAAGCUCCGUUAUGGACUCAAUGGCGUCUCCCACGUCGACACCCAAACACCUCUCAAGCUUGCCGAGUACUAUGGCGUCGCCGAUAAGGUCUUCAAGUACAAUCUCAUCUCCGACUCCCCCGACACCGCCUUCCCUGACCUCACCGUCGCUCCCAACGUCAUCAACGCCACCUUCCGUGACUUCAUCGAAGUCAUCUUCGAGAACCCUGGCAAGGUCAUUCAGUCCUACAACCUUGACGGCUAUUCUUUCUUCGCUCUCGCGGUUGAGCCAGGGAAGUGGACCCCAGAGAAGAGGAAGAACUACAACCUUCUUGAUGCUAUAAGCAGGCACACCAUUCAAGUGUUCCCUAACUCUUGGGCAGCAAUCAUGUUAACCUUUGACAACGCUGGAAUGUGGAACUUGAGGUCGGAGAUGGCAGAGAAUCGUUACCUGGGACAACAGUUGUAUGUGAGUGUCUUGUCUCCAAACAGGUCUCUAAGGGAUGAGUACAACCUCCCAGAGACCCAGCUUCUAUGCGGAAUUGUCAAGGAUAUGCCUAAGCCACCACCUUACUCCAGUUAAGAAAGUUUUUCUCUUCUGAGAUGUAUAUAUAUACACCACCAGUAAGGGCGGAGCUAGAAUUUCUAUGUAAGGGGGCUAAUAUAAAAAAAAUUAAUUAAUACUUGUAUAAAUGUAUCAUGAA
Molecule: messenger RNA, 1936 nt
Organism: Glycine soja
Lineage: Eukaryota; Viridiplantae; Streptophyta; Magnoliopsida; Fabales; Fabaceae
Product: L-ascorbate oxidase homolog
Exons: 3
Coding region: 142-1815 (557 amino acids)
Molecular function (GO): copper ion binding; oxidoreductase activity
Source: RefSeq, a predicted model, not a curated record